Molecule: messenger RNA, 1296 nt
Organism: Penicillium angulare
Lineage: Eukaryota; Fungi; Ascomycota; Eurotiomycetes; Eurotiales; Aspergillaceae
Product: OTU family ubiquitin thioesterase
Exons: 7
Coding region: 1-1296 (431 amino acids)
Biological process (GO): protein K48-linked deubiquitination
Cellular component (GO): nucleus
Molecular function (GO): ubiquitin binding; cysteine-type deubiquitinase activity
Source: RefSeq, a predicted model, not a curated record
AUGAAUGCUCUCUCUCAGGAUGAGAUGCAGCGUUUCCAGAAGCUGUCUAAUGAAUUCGAGCCAGAUGUUCCGGGACCACUCGUCUCGCCGAAACAAUCCAGCCAUGCCAUCGCCAUGGAAUAUGCCAAUGCAGACCCCACGUUUGCUACAAAAACGAGCGCUCUUGCUAUUACUCAUCCCAUGACCCGCAUCAUGAAGGGAGAUGGGAAUUGCGGUUGGAGAGCGGUGGCAUUCGGUUACUUCGAAACUUUGUUUAAUCUUCGGGAUCCCAUUGGCGUACAACGCGAACUUGAUCGCAUCAAAUCGCUCAAUACACUUCUGGACCAGGUCGGCCAACAGGAAGAACUAUAUGAGAUCUUCGUUGAUGCCACGGAAGAUAUCUUUGCGCAAACAUUGUCGGCCAUUCAUAAUGGCGAGCAGGAUGAAACUUUUUUGAUCAAUGCCUUUAAUGAGGAAUACAAUUCGAGUGCUGUCAUCACACACUUCAGACUUAUGACAAGUGCAUGGAUGAGACUCAAUCCGCACAGAUACCAAGCUUUCCUCUCGCCACCAUUAGAUCAGUACUGCGCUCAGCGAAUAGAAACUGUUCGAACCGAGAUUGAUGAAGUCGGCUUACAAGCCCUGGUCGACGGAGUAAUAGAAGGUGCCGGCUUUGGCGUUGAGAUUCUCUACCUUGAUCGAAGCGAAGGCGACUCCGUGACACCACACCAGCUAUCCCCGAACUGUCCCAAUGGAGCAACCAUCCGACUCCUCUAUCGCCCUGGCCAUUACGAUAUCCUCUACCAACCCGAACCCCCUCAAAUCAACAUGGCGCCAAUUGUGAACUUUCAAUACGGAAUGACCUCCAACUACACCCCCUGGGACCAAGGCGCCCUCUCCUUCGACGUCAACGCCCACUUAAUGUCAAUUCCAAACCUAAUGGCAGACUCCGCAUUCGGCGGCAUGGGUGCCCCAAUGUCCCCGCUCUCAUCGGUCUCUCCAGCCCCACAAAGCCCAUAUCGAGUCUCCCCGCCACACGACCUUUAUCAAACUCCAAUGCAAAGCCAUGCCCCGAUCCAAACAAUGCCACCUGUCUCUGCGCCAACGCCUGUCAUGCCGUCUGCCCCGCCGCCAAUGACUACGUUACCGAAUCGCUCGGAGGGGCCACAGAUUCGAUUGAAUCCAUUGGUUAUGAAGCCGAAUCUAAGCCACUCGCUUCCUGUGACGAGUCCUUUUAAGAAUAGCUCGCCGUACAAUCAGGCCCAUUUUCAAAACCAGGACUUUGAGCCUAUUCAUUGGGAACCGCAUGGACGAUGA